Liolophura sinensis is the source of this 4819-nucleotide messenger RNA. RefSeq names its product protein broad-minded-like. The transcript has 35 exons. Lineage: Eukaryota; Metazoa; Mollusca; Polyplacophora; Chitonida; Chitonidae. Gene Ontology annotation, biological process: non-motile cilium assembly. The record is from RefSeq and is a predicted model, not a curated record. The coding region runs from base 845 to 4798 and encodes 1317 amino acids.
AAUAACCUGUCUAGUUCAGAGAACAUUCAUCAAAUAUGCCGAAACAUGCACUAUGUCUGUGGUCAAAAUUGCUGAUGUUUUUAGGGUAUAGGGUAUGCUGUUUAAUUUCCAAACCAACCUACAUGAUGAUAACCUUACCACUGAAACCUGUUGCAUGCGUUGUAUAUACAUUACAACAUACACGAUGUGGUUAAUUAACAGUUGGGGGAUUAUAAUAACUACUUAACUGCAUAGGGACAAGAUUUAAUACACAAGUAAGAGAAUUGUGGAAUUUUUGUUAAAUACUAUUACAAAAUGCUAUGAUACAAAACAACAUAAUUGAGGAAGAGUUUUACAUUACAAAAUAUUGUAAGAAAGUAUAUUUAGAUUCAGUCAGUGAGCAUGGUACGAGAUAAACUAUGGUAUGAGGUGAUUAUGGUAUGCAGUAACUGGACACAAAGUGGUUAAGGUGUGAAGUGACCUGAUGUUGCAAAUGAAAGUUUAUUUAAGACAUCAUGGUGUUUAUUAGUUCCCAAAGGUCAGUGAAUACUUUAAGAAUUCCCAAGGCAAUAAAGUGACAUGAUGUAUUGAUGUAAAAUUAUUUAGCCACUCUUCUGGUGUUGAUCAGAUCUAGGUGUUAAUUAAAACCUCUUCUUGAUUUCCCUCUGUUCUGUACUACAUUUUAUUAAGAUAACAAAAGUUUUUGUUAAGUACAGCAUGUAUAAUAAUAAAUGCAGCAUCCUGUUGCUAAGAUAUUAAAUGUAAAAUGUCUUCUAUGUUGUAUUUCCAUCUUCCUUUUCCCAUAUCCCAAUUUCUGGACUGACUCUCAGUUUGCCAGUAUGUGGUUGACAAGAAGUAGACAUUAAUGAUGGAAGGAGAAGAGCUGGUUAAUAAUCUGAAGCAUCUGGUGCUUGGAUUUGAGCCACAUGUGCGAGAGGCUGGCUCACUGGAGCAGGUAGAAGAUGUCCUACAACACUUGGAAGAAAACGAACAACAUUUCCACAGAUAUGAGUUUGUGAAGCAAUUGAAGAGAAGCAUCGAGGAAAACCUUGGUGGAUUCAUCGAUGAAGAGAUUGAGAAAUGCAGCAUGGGAGUGCCGGAGGAGGUGGGACAGGAUGAGACGCAAGUAGACCGAAUCACAGAGCGUGUGAUUCACUCUAGUCCCAUGUCAGAGCUGGUGGGAAAGUUAAAGCGAGCCGUGACAGAAGCUGCGGAGGAUUUGCUUCAGAACUUUGGUAGACAGUUUGAAUCAGCUGUCCACAAUGGGGAGAGCUCGCAGGAAACCUCACGACCCAGAAAACAUUAUCCCGAUGAUGAUGAAACCUCGUACAGCAGCUCCCUUAACCAGCCAGGAAGUUUCAUGUUCAUGAACACAGAUCGUUUUGUUCGAUUGACAGAGGAUCUAGAAAAGGGACAGCCUCCAGAGAUUCGCCGCGAGGCUCUCCGCCAACUCAACAUGAUUCCGGCAACAGAAAUUGUGUGUAGUGACCAGUGGCAUCAGGUUAAAAGUAGUGUCCUUGACCUUUUGGCUGACCCUGACCAGAAUCUCGCGAAUUCAACUUUGAAAUUUAUAAUGCAAGCCUUUUCUACAACUACACCACGGACUGGAGAGAUAUUCACUCUACUUGUGAAAUUCCUAUCCUCUCAAAUGACCUCCCAUAAAAGCACGGCCAUCUCCAGCCUGAAGAGCGGGUUAGAUCUGAGAAAAGUUGAGUCAGUGCGUCUUCUCAAAGCUUUCCGACUGAUGAACGAAUUCCAGCGUGAAGCUCCUGGUUAUUGGGUUCGCUAUCCAGAAAAGUACAUGGAGGAGAUUCUACAGAGCACUCUUGACCUGUUGUCAUUGGAGACAGCCCAGGUUGUCUCCCCUUCACAUCUUAUAGCUGUCCUUGACCCUAAAGCCUCCUGGUUCAUCAAAUGGAUGCAUGGGAGUUACAGCAGGUUGCCAGUCUUGACAAUGCUCCAGCGAUAUCCAUCCAUCUUAGAGAAUGCUGUACGACAUUGUCUGCGUUACUGUAGCUCACGCAGAUGUUCAUCAGAUCGGAUGAGUGACACCUCAGAAAAUGCUCCGUGGACAUCAUCAUUGACUGGUCAGCGUAUGGUGUACACAGGAGCAGAGCUGGAGUAUGCCUACUUCAUCCACUCUGUCCACUUCCUGGGCAGUCUGCUAAGCUAUACCAGAGGGCGAGAUUUCUUCCCGGUUAAGCUGCCUGACAGAACAGAACCUCUGACGAUAAGCAACCUGCUGGUAGCCAUGAUAUCCCUGAUUACAGACCCGGACACACCUACCGCUUCACCUGCCACAGAGGAUUGGUGUCCCCCUCAUCUGCUUACCCAGACCCUCAAGGUGCUGUGCAGUACAGAGGAAGUGUGUGAGAUCUGCCUGUGUAAGGACAGCAUCACUAACGCCCUCCUCACCCCGCUGGAGCAGUGGCUAGAACCACAGUCUUUACAGGACAUAUCCUCUGCCCAGCUGCCUAGUGAGGGCACACUGCUGAGGGUAGCUGACAUCCUGUCCGUCAUUGCCUCCAGUACCCGAGGGAGAAGACAUCUGCUCUAUGGCCAGGACAGGACCUUGCUCUCCAGGAAUGAGUCAUCUGCUGCUCGGGUCAUAACAGAGUUUACCACCAAAGCCUUGGACAAUAAACUCACCCCUGGCUUUGCUGAGCCUCCGUCCAAAGCUGUGAUAGGAGACUGCCUGUAUAUCUGUCGUCAGCUGUACAACACCUAUGAGGGCCUCCUCAUUCUCUCUCACUAUUCCCUCCAUUCUUGUGUGGCACAGGCUUUCCAUCAGGCAUGUCUAGAAGCUGAGAAAGCUCCUACCCCAACCCCAGGACCCAGUGAUGACCGCAGGGGACGGUCUAAUGGACAGUCAGCAUUGGUUUGGGAGGACACAUUGCGGGAUAACUUGCUGAAUUUUGCCAGCACAGCCAAAGGAAUUUUGUUACUACAGCAGACAGGCAGCCUUAAUGAGUGUGUGUCUUACAUGUCAGCUAGAUAUGCCAAGAAACUCCAGGUGAGCAAGCGUGAGAAGUUUGGCUAUGGUUACAUGGUUACCCAGGUGGCCACUACAGCCCCGGGCAUGGUCGCCCUUCUGAACUCAGGAUUUAUCCAGGCACUUAUUCAUGAGUUGUGGUCAGUUUUGGAAUGUGGACUGUCUGACCAGCCUGUCUUAGCUCCCAGGAUCUGGCCAGUUGACCCCAUAGACAGGCCCUCACACAAACCCCUCAUUCGAUUGCUCAACGUGCUGACAUCUUUCCCGGCUGUGUACGAGGCCCUAGCAGACCAGAGGGUAACGGUCCAGGAGUUUUACUCCCUGAGGCAGAUGCCCGACACAGUGGCAUCUCUGAUUGAUCGUCUGGUAAUGGUAAACACCCCUGCUAAGAUACAUUCCCUUUUUAACUACGAGCAGUCACAUGUCUGUGGCCUAAGGAUCCUUAGUGUGAUGAUCUCGUGUCUGGACACACAGCUCCUACUGCAGAGUCAGUAUCACUACCAGGAGGCGCUGCUAGUCAGCCAAGGGGAGAAUACUCCACAGCCAAGGCUUGUUACAGGUGAUGGCAGACCAUCUAAAGACCGGAACGACAUCAUAAUAGACAUGCUGACUGUGGAGAGAAACUACAUCUUGAUAAAGUCUUACUUGAUUGGUGGGCCUAGUGAACGAGUUCUCCCUCCACGUUGUCUAUCACAGGGUAAAGGAGAGCUGUACCCAUACCCUUUGUUUACCUCGUACCCAGUGCCCCGGGAGUAUACCCCAAACUUGACAGGCAGGUCAGCCAUGAAACAGGCAACCUCCUCUAACGUGUUCUUACCUAAAGACAAUGAUUUAAGCAAGCUGUUAGCAGAGAAUAAGAAGAAACCUGAGAAGAAUUCUGAUCAGUGGCUAGACAAAUGCAGAGCAGCCAUGUUAACUGUUCUCUCCUCCAAACCAGACCUCACUAAAGGCAACACCGUGCAAUACCUAAUGGAGCAGAGUGUUGUGGCUCUGUCCAACACAAAGGAUGCUAUAUUCCGCCAGGUUGAAGUCUCAGCAAGUGAAAAAGCUGUGAGGUCCUACAAGCUAACAUCAUUGCAGCAGCUGGGGAUCACCCUCGCAAUACGGUACGGGACCCACCUGAAGUUGCUCAGCUCUAACUCUGACGCUACCAGCAGUCUGACUCAACUGCUCAAGCUCACGGGUUCUUAUCUACAUCAGCAGCAGAAGGAAACAGGCAGUUCACUUCGCUAUCUCACCAGAACUUACCAAGGCUUUGAUUGGUUCGUUGCCACGGUAUUCCUAAUCUUUAACGGAAGUCUGGAACGAUCCUGGAAGUUUCUGCAGAAGUUCUCCACUUUGGCAUCGUCUGGAUUUCUGUGGAGCUGCCGGCUUCAUGCUUCUGUGCAUGUUGCCCCUGAGCUGAUGUUAAGUGGCAUUCCCCCAGUUUUCUCUAGCACUGGGCAUAACAUAGAAUUGGUCCUACACACAGAAUUGCCUCUCAUAGCGUCAGCAUUCAAGAUGUCAGGCUAUACUCCAGCUCAGAUAUGCUGUCAUUGGUUGCGCCAGUGUUUCUGGAACUACCUGGACUGGGUAGAUAUCUGUCAUUACCUGUGUGUUAUCAUGGUGAUGGGCGUGGACUAUCAGGUGUAUGUGUGCGUGGCAAUUCUCCGCCAUCUACAGAGUGACAUCAGCAGACACAUGCAGGACCAGGAUCUUGUUAUAUUCCUCAAGGAGGAGCCUAUCCGUGGCUUUCGAUUGGGUCAUCACUUACCCUACAUGAAAACUCUCGAAGAGAAAUUUCGUACCAUCAUCCUGAGUGACAUGCUGAACUUUUCUAAACCGUGAGAAUGUCACGAGAAACAGGUU